UGACAGUGUUACACGCGUUGGAAACAUGUACUUUGAGAAGACAGUAGAUACGAAACCGUCUGCCGCUUCUCGCUGAAUAAUUUGCGAAUGCAAGUUUGUCCAUCCUGCGCUGUGAAACUGCUGACCUUGAGGCUACUAUUUCACCAUGACAAAGGAAGGAAAACAGGGCGUUGAUGAAACAAAAACAAGAGAAACAUGGGGACAUCGAGUGGAUGGCAUCGUUACCCUGUUGGGCUACAGUGUUGGGGAGGGAACGCUUCUCAAGUUUCCCUACCUGUGCGCAAGAAACGGUGGAGGAGCAUUCCUGAUCCCCUACCUGGUGUUUGUUGGCCUCUGUGCUGUACCGCUGUACUUCCUGGAAGUGGUCAUUGGCCAAUACUACCAGAAGGGCCCUGUAGAGGUGUGGAAGUUUUGUCCUGCCAUGAAAGGUCUUGGACUAAGUACGGCGUUGGUGUCGUGGGUAUACGCCAUGUACACCUCCAUGUACUUCUCCUGGUACCUCUACUACUUCUUCAACUCCUUCUUCAACCCCCUGCCAUGGUCCACGUGUGGCAACUCCUGGAACACGCCCAGCUGUGUGGAGUCGACACUUUAUGGGCAUGCUGGUAUAAACACCACACUGAAAGGCACUGAUCCACUGCAAGGCUUCAUCAACGCUACACAUUGGGAUCACUUGAAUGUGUCCACUGUGGACGUUGCUAGUGCUUCAGAAGAAUUCUGGAGAUAUAAUACACUGGACAUCUCGAAUGGCCUGGAUGAUACUGGAUCCAUUCGGUGGCCAUUGUUUGGGUGUCUGACCUUCACCUAUGUCACUAUGUACGUCAUGCUGUUUAAAGGCAUAAGAGUCACGGGCAAGGUAAUGGCGAAUUUAGGCAUAAGUCAGAGAAUAUAA
Molecule: messenger RNA, 892 nt
Organism: Haliotis rubra (blacklip abalone)
Lineage: Eukaryota; Metazoa; Mollusca; Gastropoda; Lepetellida; Haliotidae
Product: sodium- and chloride-dependent glycine transporter 2-like
Exons: 6
Coding region: 146-892 (248 amino acids)
Biological process (GO): sodium ion transmembrane transport
Cellular component (GO): membrane
Source: RefSeq, a predicted model, not a curated record